UGGGACAUGGCCGAUGCCGCUUGCUUGGCCCUGAAGCUGCUAGCAGCAAUACGCGAGGAGGAGGCGCGGGCUGUGGAGGAGCUGCUGCGCCUCGGGGCGGACCCCAACCUGGUGCUAGAUGAUGGCGCGGCGGCGGUGCACUUGGCGGCUAGAGCGAGCCACCCGCGCGCCCUGCAUUGCCUUCGGAUGCUGCUGCGCUGGGGCGCGGACCCCAAUGCUCGGUCCGCGGAGGCACUGACGCCCGUGCACGUGGCUGCCGCGUGGGGCUGUCAAGGUGCCCUGGAGUUGCUGCUGAGCCAAGGGGGUGACCCUACACUGCAGGACCAGGACGGGCUCAGGCCCUUGGACUGGGCGCUACAGCAGCAACACCACAACUGUGCACGAGUGCUAUGGGAGCUGGACACACCCACCCGGAAGCCAGAUGAGACCCCAGAGCCCACAGCAGGGUCUCCUGAAGUCUCUGAGGACUCAGAGUUGCACAGACGCAGAGCUGAGCUGGCGAUGGAGGCUGUGGAGGUGACUGUGCAGCCCCAGAGCCCUGCGGCCACCGAAAACUCAGACUGCAGUAGUGAUGCCUCGUUUAUCACCGCGAUGGAGGACUCUCUGGAGCCUAGGCACUCUGGGGAGACACUGGGGCUUGUGGCUGGCCUGUGGGUAACCCGUGGGGCCGUGCCAGCUGGGAAGGGGGCACCCAAUUGCCAGCCACAGGCCAUGACAUUGACCAAAAGGGCUACAGACAAACCCUUACCGCCUGGUGAUGGGGAUCUGGGAGCUUUGCGCCCUCACGGCUCGGUGCCCGCCAUGUCUGACCUGCAGCUCCUCCAGGCCCUGCGGGCGCUGGGCUAUAACCCUGGACCUGUCACGCCUUUCACCCGAGGACACUACCUGCGGUGGCUGCAGGAAGCCCAGGCUAGCCCUGCUGAUACAGGGCAUAGCCCAGAACUGGCGGAGGCUCUAAGGACGGGCACCAUCCCUGACUGCCAGGUGGAUGAGGCAGCCCUGGCGCAGCACUUUCAGCGGCCGGAUCCCUCGAGGAAGUGGCGGGAAGGCAUUACAAAGUCUAGUUUUACAUAUCUACUUAUUGACCCCAGGCUGACGGAGGAUCUGCCUUCCCGGGCCUCUUCCCUCACACUGGCUGAGUGUCUGCAGUGCUUCGUGGGAGCCAUCUUCUAUGUGGGCAAGGGGACCCGUGCCCGGCCACAUGCCCACCUCUGGGAGGCCCUUCGCUACUAUGACCAGCCAAGGAAACAGGUCUGUCCCAAGGUCCGCCGAAUCUUAGACAUCUGGGAUAGCUGUCGGGGCGUCAUCUCUCUGCACUGCUUUCAGCAUGUGGUGGCCGUGGAGGCGUACACGCGGGAAGCCUGUCUGCUGGAAGCCCUAGGUCUCCAGACACUGACCAACCAGAAACAGGGGCACUACUAUGGAGUGGUUGCCCACUGGCCACCCCCUCGGCGUCGGCGUUUGGGGGUGCACCUGCUACAGCGUGCUCUGCGGGUCUUCCUGGCUGAGGGAGAGAGAGAGCUGAGGCCUCAGGACAUUCAGGCUCGAUGAUGAGUGCUCCUGAGCCAUCAAGGCUGAGUGAACAUUGGAUACAUAGUGCUUCUGGAAGAG
Messenger RNA from Arvicanthis niloticus (Nile rat), 1611 nucleotides. It is a transcript of the gene Ankle1, whose product is annotated as ankyrin repeat and LEM domain containing 1. The record is from RefSeq and is a predicted model, not a curated record. NCBI's taxonomy places the organism in Eukaryota, Metazoa, Chordata, Mammalia, Rodentia, Muridae. Gene Ontology annotation, cellular component: nucleoplasm; cytoplasm. Gene Ontology annotation, biological process: double-strand break repair via homologous recombination; resolution of meiotic recombination intermediates. Gene Ontology annotation, molecular function: DNA endonuclease activity; protein binding.